CAGCACACCGGAGCUUUCCCUUGGCGAGGCCCUCCUGGCAACAGAGCAACCGAUUGCUAUAGAGACAGGGAACAGCUCAACACAAGCCACCACGACAGUCAAACUAACUUCCCCGGUUGGCGAGAAAAAGCAAGCAAAGAAGCAACAGUUGCAGAUCAUUUUUCCAUCCUAACAAUUACCUGCAGCAUGGAAGGAAAAGGUACUGGAAGCAUUGCCAAACUCAGAGCAAAGUGCUUGGAAAGAGGAGCUUCUGGGAUUAAGGGACUUGGCAGAUUUUUCCGCAUCAUGGAUGAUAACGGCAGCAAAUCUUUGGAUCUGGAGGAAUUUGUGAAGGGUCUCCAGGAUGCUGGGGUCCCUUUGGAAAGGGGUGAAGCAGAAGAGAUUUUCAGCUUCUGUGACAAAAAUAAGAAUGGUACCCUGGACUUCACUGAAUUCCUGCAAGCCCUGAGGCCUCCUAUGUCCAACACCAGGAAAGAGAUCAUUGCAAAAGCAUUCCAGAAGUUGGACAGGACUGGUGAUGGAUUGGUGACGGUAGAGGAUCUUCAUGGGGUCUACAACAGCCGAUCCCACCCCAAGUUCAAGAGUGGAGAGUGGACAGAAGAUCAGGUUUUCAGUGCCUUUCUGGAGAGCUUUGACUCUCCUGAUGAUAAGGAUGGGAAGAUCACGAAUGAGGAAUUCCUGAAUUACUACAGUGGAGUCAGCGCUUCUAUUGACAGUGAUGAAUAUUUUGUGGACAUGAUGAAAGCUGCAUGGAAGCUGUAGUGGGGUCGAGAGUUGGCAUUCCCUUCUGAAGCGUAGGCAACUUAGUACCACAUAUUCAAUACGACAUUCCUGGGACCUUCUAGUCUAGUGCAAAGUAGGGUUAGGACUUCGACUAAUGAGAGUCCAGUAGACACAUGAUUAAAAAAGAGGUUCCUUUAAAUUGUCCAUAAUUAGGAUGCUGCAAUAGAAAGCUAACUAUAGCAGAAGGGAAUCUGGUUUUCCCGCCUUUCCUCCUUUUUCUUUCUGAGUUUCCUACUGAAGGGAAGUUUGGCCUUUUUGGAAGUCACUAAGCUGUAACUUCCAACUAAAGCUGGACAAAUAAAAGCAUUCAACUUCCAAGAUCCCUACUAGCCACAAUGGCUGGGAUUUGCUGGGAGCUGUAGUUUGUCAGCAAUCUGGAGAGACACAAGUUCCUGUGGAUUUAUCAGUCUCUACACAGAAGAACAUUUAACAUUUUCCAACUGAGUGCUAUGAGUUUGUCUAUCAGUGCAGGAUUCUAUAUCCUUGUUAGGCAUAGACCAGAAUAAUAAAACUUUUAUACUCUC
Molecule: messenger RNA, 1307 nt
Organism: Thamnophis elegans (Western terrestrial garter snake)
Lineage: Eukaryota; Metazoa; Chordata; Lepidosauria; Squamata; Natricidae
Gene: CAPS
Product: calcyphosine
Exons: 5
Coding region: 187-762 (191 amino acids)
Molecular function (GO): calcium ion binding
Source: RefSeq, a predicted model, not a curated record